AGGACGAUAACUGCUCCUUCACUUCCUUAAUCAUCAUCGUCUAUCCAUCCUUGCAAAAUUUUAUAUUCUCGCGUACCAAUUAUUCUAACUUCUUUUUCGUUCGCUCAAUUUUAAUACUUGAAGAACCAAAAACACUUGAUCAUUUUUGUUAUACUCUUGCCAUUCUCAAAAAUAUGGAUCAUGAUAACGAAACAUACAACUGCCAAAUUAAGUUGAGAGAAAAUCCUGAAAGCAGAAAAGAAAGGGUUUUGGUUGGAUGUGGAGCUGGGUUUGCAGGAGAUAGAUCAAUGGCAGCUUUGAAAUUACUUCAAAGAGUGCCAAGGUUGGAUUACUUGGUACUUGAAUGUUUAGCAGAACGAACACUAGCUGAUCGUUACCAACUUAUGCUGUCUGGUGGCCCUGGUUAUGAUCCUAAUAUUAGCGUUUGGAUGAGUUUACUACUGCCUUUGGCUGUGGAGAAAGGAACUUGUUUAAUUACCAACAUGGGUGCAGUGGAUCCACUUGGUGCACAGAAGGAAGUCUUGGACAUUGCUAACCACCUGAGCCUUAGUAUAGUGGUUGCUGUUGCUUAUGAGAUUGCACCCCCAAAUUCAGGAUUGGAGUCUUCAUUUCAUAGCAUAGAAGGUGGUGUUAGUACAUACUUGGGAGCAGCUCCGAUUGUUCAUUGUCUGGAGAAGUACAAACCCCAUGUUAUAAUUACUUCACGCGUUGCUGAUGCAGCUUUGUUUUUAGCUCCAAUGGUUUAUGAGUUAGGUUGGAAUUGGAACGAUUUGAAGCAAUUGUCGCAAGGGUCUUUGGCUGGCCAUCUAUUGGAGUGUGGUUGUCAACUCACAGGAGGUUACUUCAUGCAUCCAGGGGAUAAAUACCGGCAAAUGACAUUUGAACAACUUUUAGAUUUGUCACUCCCCUUUGCUGAAGUUAGUUUUGAUGGGAAUGUGUGGGUAGGAAAGGCAGAAGGCAGUGGAGGGGUUAUAAAUUUUAGUACUUGUGCUGAACAACUUCUUUAUGAAAUUGCGGAUCCAAGUGCUUAUAUAACUCCUGAUGUGGUUAUAGAUGUCCAAAAUGUUUCCUUCAGCUCAUUAUCGAUUGAUAGAGUGCUCUGCACCGGUGCUAAACCAUCAGACACAUUCACUACCCCAAGCAAACUUCUCCAGUUGAUGCCCAAGGACGUUGGGUGGAAAGGUUGGGGAGAAAUAUCUUACGGAGGGUAUGGAUGCAUUGAGCGAGCAAAAGUAGCUGAGUUAUUGGUUAGGUCGUGGAUGGAAGAAGUAUUUCCUGGUGUUAGCAACAAUAUUGUUUCUUAUAUUAUUGGUUUCGACAGUCUUAAAGCAACCGAUAAGGAUGACUUAACUUUGAGAGGAAGGAGGGAUAAUGAAGAUAUAAGACUACGAAUGGAUGGAUUGUUUGACAGGAAGGAGCAGGCAAUCCAUUUUGUGAAAGAGUUUACGGCACUAUACACCAACGGACCAGCUGGUGGCGGUGGGAUCAGCACAGGGAACAAAAAAGAGAUUGUUCUUGAAAAGAAAUUGGUUGGACGUGAAUCUAUUUUCUGGCGUACAGGAGCUAAGCAAACCAAAAUGGCAGAGUCAUGUAGCCGUUUUGAAUAUCCGGAGAAAACUCAUGAUGUAAAUGCAGCACCCACAUGGAGAAUUUCGUCAGAUUGUCCGUCCUCAUUAGUGCAAUCUUCAGCCAUGAAUCCCAGCCUUGCUCCAUCAGGCCAAAAGAUUCCUCUAUAUCAAAUAGCUCAUAGUCGGGUUGGCGAUAAAGGCAAUGACAUGAACUUUUCUAUCAUUCCUCAUUUCUUCCCAGACAUUGAGAAGCUGAAGCUAAUUAUAACACCCAACUGGGUAAAAGCUGUGAUUUCAUGUCUUAAGGAUUCAUCAUCAUUUCCCAGCAAGGAAGAAAUUGAGAAGAGAAACAAAUGGGUUGAUGACAAUGUAGAUGUUGAGAUUUAUGAAGUGAAAGGAAUUCAUUCUCUCAACGUUGUAGUAAGAAACAUUUUGGACGGCGGAGUAAACUGUUCGAGGAGGAUCGAUCGGCAUGGGAAGACUUUGUCAGAUCUGAUUUUGUGCCAACAAAUUGUCUUACCUCCGUGAUAGAAGUUUCUGGUUUUAUACCCCCACUAUAGUAGUUUUCUAAAUGCAAAACGUUUGUAAAUUGAUUUGUUAUUCUUGCCAAAUUAUAUAUUCGUCUAAAGCUAUAUACAAAUCUAUGAUUUUAAAA
Molecule: messenger RNA, 2223 nt
Organism: Papaver somniferum (opium poppy)
Lineage: Eukaryota; Viridiplantae; Streptophyta; Magnoliopsida; Ranunculales; Papaveraceae
Exons: 13
Coding region: 174-2096 (640 amino acids)
Source: RefSeq, a predicted model, not a curated record